AUGUCUUCUAUGUUACCUUUUACCCCGCCUAUAGUGAAACGUCUAUUGGGCUGGAAAAAGAGUCAAUGUGAAGAUAAGUGGAGUGAAAGAGCUGUUAAAAGUCUUGUUAAAAAAUUAAAAAAGACGAAUGGCCUAGAAGAAUUAGAAAAAGCUGUUACAACCCAGGAUCCAAAUACCAAGUGCAUAGUUGUACCAAGCUUAAGACCAGAAAAAGGUGACUUAACGAACUGUAGAGGUCCAGUGGUUACUCAACGAAAAGGACUUCCUCAUGUGAUAUACUGUCGCUUAUGGAGGUGGCCUAAUUUACAUUCUCAUCAAGAAAUAGCACCUAUUGAAACCUGCAUUUACGGAUUCGGUCAUAAAAGAGACGAAGUUUGUGUCAACCCCUACCAUUAUAUAAAAGUUGAACACCCGAGCGUUGGAGUAGUUGUGAGCAGGGUGGAGGGUACCGUUGUAGAAAGCGGGCAGGGCCCUAGCCCUGGAGGCCCUGUCGAAACUUCAGGCUAUAUUUCUGAAGAUGCGGACAACAUGGACCAGAAUGACAGCCUGAGCCCAACGCCCGCCGUUGACACUCAACCUGUUAUGUAUUGUGAGCCGUUAUUCUGGUGCUCUAUUAGCUAUUACGAAUUGAACACCAGAGUCGGGGAGACGUUUCAUGCUUCCCAGCCUUCUAUAUCUGUAGAUGGGUUCACGGAUCCCAGUAAUUCUGAGCGCUUCUGUUUGGGUCUUCUAUCCAAUGUUAACCGUAACAGUGUUGUAGAACAAAUCCGACGGCAUAUUGGGAAAGGAGUGCGUCUGUAUUAUAUUGGUGGUGAAGUUUUUGCUGAAUGCUUAUCAGAUUCAGCAAUUUUUGUACAAAGUCCUAAUUGCAAUCAAAGGUACGGCUGGCACCCUGCUACAGUAUGUAAAAUACCCCCUGGAUGUAAUCUAAAAAUAUUCAACAACCAAGAAUUUGCUGCGUUGCUCUCACAGUCUGUUGGUCAAGGUUUUGAAGCAGUCUAUCAAUUGACACGUAUGUGCACUAUUCGGAUGUCUUUUGUCAAAGGCUGGGGAGCAGAAUACAGGAGACAGACGGUCACCUCGACCCCAUGCUGGAUCGAACUGCACUUGAACGGCCCCCUCCAGUGGCUGGAUCGCGUCCUCACUCAGAUGGGCACACCUCGCCUACCGUGCAGCUCAGUUUCAUAA
Nezara viridula (southern green stink bug) is the source of this 1188-nucleotide messenger RNA. Lineage: Eukaryota; Metazoa; Arthropoda; Insecta; Hemiptera; Pentatomidae. The record is from the annotation of a GenBank genome assembly.